AUUAAUUAAUAAUAUGCACGAGUUGAUGAUAACUUAUUUCCAGUUGAUCUUGGCAACGAAAAGAAAUAACACCUAUUUUAAAAAUGCGCUCAUACUCGUUUGUUUUGUUACUAGUAUUCGUUGCGAUUGUAACCGCUAACGAAAAAGAUGCCCAGGCAGAGUUAACAUCGAGUUACCGCGAAAUCGAUGCACAGGGCCAUUUCAACUAUGGGUAUGAGGCAACCAAUGGUGUGGAAGCUAAAGCACAGGGCGAUGUUAAUGGAAUUCAGGGUGAAUAUUUUCUUCCCGGUGAAAAUGGUGAAAAGAUACGAGUAACUUAUACGGCCGAUUCCACCGGCUUUCAUCCAAACGUUGAGACGAGUUCAUGAUGAGGUGACCUUAUUUCAAAAUAUACACACUUGUAUCUAAUAUAAUUCGAAUAAAAUUUUGUAUGUCUGUAUAUACAAUGAAAAUGAUAACUUAAAAUAGAA
This is a messenger RNA of Zeugodacus cucurbitae (melon fly), 470 nucleotides long. It is a transcript of the gene Cpr60D, whose product is annotated as pupal cuticle protein Edg-78E. The record is from RefSeq and is a predicted model, not a curated record. Gene Ontology annotation, molecular function: structural constituent of chitin-based larval cuticle. Lineage: Eukaryota; Metazoa; Arthropoda; Insecta; Diptera; Tephritidae. Gene Ontology annotation, cellular component: chitin-based extracellular matrix. The transcript has 2 exons. Bases 84 to 368 code for a protein of 94 amino acids.